Molecule: messenger RNA, 997 nt
Organism: Bactrocera latifrons
Lineage: Eukaryota; Metazoa; Arthropoda; Insecta; Diptera; Tephritidae
Gene: PPP1R15
Exons: 4
Coding region: 142-855 (237 amino acids)
Biological process (GO): response to endoplasmic reticulum stress
Cellular component (GO): protein phosphatase type 1 complex; endoplasmic reticulum
Molecular function (GO): protein phosphatase regulator activity
Source: RefSeq, a predicted model, not a curated record
UUGGAAUUCACACCUAUCUUGGGAGUAAACUUUUGUAAAAAUGUUAAUUUAAGUCAUAAUUUAGAGCGGAAAAGUGUUGGCAUUUGGUCGAAUUGUAAUGUAUGCAGUUUAAGUACUGGAUCUAAGUUAAAUAUCAUAAAAAUGUCGUUAAAAUCAUUUUCGUUUACCUGUAACGCCGUUGCGAAUUGUGAAGUGCCUGCACAGAGUGCUAUUCGAGUAAAUAUAGAAUCACCGUUUAAGGAGCCUGUAGCACAAAACUUGCUUGCCCAACUAAUAUCCGGCUUAAGCAUGCCGAUUUGUAAGGAUAUGAAUAAAAUUCCUAAUAAUAAGCCAAUGGAAACCGGAAUAAGAGAAAAUGAAAGAAUACCUGAAGAUAGUAGCGAUAAAGUGAAAGAUAGUUCUUUUAAUACUCAUCCGAUAAACCUAGGAUGCAGUUACUGGAAACAGCGACAACGAACUCUGUCUGAACAUAGCGAUGAUGUAUACUUUUUAGAAGAUGACGCAAGCAACACCCAAAACCCUGAACAAUAUUCUACCUACUAUGACGAUGAUGAUGAGGACUCCGAAGAUGAUGAAUGUUCUUCAAACAGCAGUUUUGGAUGUAAUGCUGAAAAAUUAAAUGACUGCGUUGAAAGUAGUAAAAGGGUCCGCUUUAAUUUAAAUCCCGAAAUUCAUGUGAUGUAUGCCUGGAACUUCGCUUAUAGGUCUGCAAGGAAGGGACAUUGGGAGAGUCUUGCCCGUGAUAGAGAUCGUUUUCGUAAACGUAUUGAAAGCACAUCUAAAUACAUAAAUCCCAUUUUAACUCCUGAACAUCGUAGUUUUAUCUAUAAUACGAGGUUUGACAAGAACAUGUAGUAAGAAGUUUAAGUAGAAUGUAUACUAUUUGUAACUGUAAUAAAAAAUAAAGAAUAAUAUGUAAAACUAGAGGCACUAGCAAUUAUGAAUUAAGACUUUUUUAAAGAAAUAAAAAUUUAUGAGCGCUUUGGCUAAAAAAAUA